GUUAGCCUUCAUCUCUGAAUUCGAAGCCCAUGUCGGCACUGAUCGAAGAGGCCAGCAGCAGCCUCUCUCCUGAGGAUGCGCUGAAGAACUUCUGUGUUUUGCAACGCAUCCUUUCAAAUGUCAUUGCAAACCCUGGGGAGGGCAAGUACAGGACCUUGAACAAGAGCAAGUUGGAAGGGAAGCUGUCUCCCAUUGGACUUCAGAUUUUACAGGCUCUGGGCUUUGCAGAUAUGGGCGAGGCUUUGGUACUGUCAUCACGGGAUCCAGGAGAAGAUUUUCUUCAAGCCAAGGAACUGUUGGACUGUCUGACAAUGUCAGCUGAUGGUGAAGCGGGUGAUGUUGCAGUAGAUGCAGAGGAUGCAGAGCUAGCAGAAGCGUUGCGUCUCUCCAUGGACGAUGGGGUCGAUGCUGCCCCAACCAAGCGAGCACGGCCCAGCGAAGAAGAAGAGCGCGCCCUGGCUGAGCGUUUGGAAAGAGACGAGCCUGAUGAGAGAACGGAAGUUUCCUUUGAGCGUUUCCGGGCAGAGGAUGUCCAGAUUGAGCUGGAUGCGGUCGAAAAGAUCAACCAGUUCUGCAAAGAAACCGGAGACAAGUAUGUGGACCCUCAAUUCCCACCAACUUCAAAGUCGCUUUAUCUCAGCGCAGAAGAUGCUGAAACCUGGCAAUGUUUGGGCUGCAAACGACAUUCUCCGCUGCCUCCGACUCCGCCGUUGCCAAAGUCACAGGAGGAAGCUAAGCAGCAGGAAGCCGACUUUGCUGAGAAAGCCAAGUGUGUCGGUUGCGGAGAACCUGCGCACUACGCGAUCAAAGUUCAUUUCUUUUCCAGACCAACACAGUGGUUGCGGCCGGGGGAACGCUGCCUAGGGUGCGAGCUCUUGUAUAGCCAUCUUCCUGCUGGCAAGGAGCUACUUCCUCGUUUGUGCCCACAUUUCUUGCGUGACUCCAUGUCCAACACAACUGUUGGGGCACCUUGGAAGCUGAUUCGAGGGGAGGCACGCACAGAGGAUGUUUGUCAGGGAGGCCUAGGCAACUGUUGGUUCGCAGGUGCUCUAAGUGUUGUGGCCACCUGCCCAAAGAUGGUGGAGAAGCUUUUCGAGACCAAGGACUUUAAUCCCAAUGGUGCGUACCUGUUGAAGCUACAUCAUGCUGGCAGCUGGAGAAGGAUUCUGAUCGACGAUCUUCUUCCCACUUCUCAGAUAUUUGAAGGCUACAUUGAUGGACAAACGAUUUACUACUCCCGAGGUGGAACACUUUGCUACCUGCAAGGAUCAAGGCGACAACUCUGGGUGCCUCUCGUUGAGAAAGCGGCCGCCAAGCUCUUCGGCAACUGGGCGGGGCUGAAGGGUGGUACCUUUGGCGAGGCCCUUGGGCUCUUCACGGGUUUUCCGACCCAAAGACUGAUGCUCUACCUUCCCAAAGAGCUUCGGCGGCGGCGAGAAGAGAGACGCAAACAGAUUGCGGAUGAGAGGACCAUGAUGUUGCUACGAGGGCUUGAGGUUCCAGACAUGGAGGAUAGUGAUGAUGACAUCGAGAAUGAUGACAUCAAGUGGUCCACAAUUCUCUCUGCCCGUGAAUGUGGGUACUUGAUGGGUAUGGGCUGCACAGAAGAAGGUUGCGAGAAGACCAAGCAUCACAUUGUAGAGGAGAUGGGACUUCAGGCACCUCAUGCUUACGGGAUCUUGGAUGCCCAAGAGAUCGAGGUCGAUGGUCGGCUGUUGCGUAUGAUGAAAAUUCGAAAUCCCUGGGGCGAACGCGCCCCACGCACUUGGAAAGGGCCUUGGGGCAAAGAUUCCGACAAGUGGACACCAGAGCUGAAAUAUCGUCUUGGAGUGGUGAAUAGCUCCAAUGUUGAGCUGGAGGAUCCAAUGUCUGUCUUUUGGAUGGACUACAAUGAUGUGAAAGAAUACUUUGGCGCGGUGGAAAUUUGCCGAGUACAUGAAGGUUGGUGUGAGAGUCGGACUCAGGUGUGGUUGCCCUCUGGAGUUGGGCCUGGUCAAGGAGUUGAUGUGACUGUCUUCCGACGGACGGCUGUUGACAUUUGUAUUUGGCAGGAAAAACACAUCGCCAGGGAGGCUGCUUUGCAUGCCAAGGCCACCAACAUUGAUGUUGGCUUCGCAGUACUGAGAAAGCUUGGUGUCUCUGAGGGGAAGGUCCAAUAUGACCUCAUUGAGAUUGUCAAGCGUGCUCGCACAGAUGAUGUCAGUUCAGAGAUGAUCUUGGAGGGCGGCUAUGUUUAUCGCAUUGUCCCAGUAUCUUACGGCAUGUCUCAAGAGUUUACACCUCGACGAGCUGUGGUUGCUGUGCAUUCGGUUCAAGCUGUGGAAACGGAGCGUGUCUCCUUGGAUUGGUCGGACACUGCAACUGCAGUGAUCGAGGGCACACGGAAAAGAGGCAAAAAGAGGCCAAUUCAGCAAGCAGCACAGGGUGUAUCGUGCUGGCUCCUUCAAGAGGAGGCAGGCAUGUCCUUUGUGGCAGAGAAUUCAUCAGACUUCCAGACAGCUCUGCAGGUUGAUGCUUCUGACAGCAUCGGAUGUGUGGCCUCUCGUGAGAGCUUCGAUGCAGUGAUUGCUCUUCCUCCGCACUCCCGACAGGUUCUGAUCGGUGUCGCCUAUGCACGCGGUGCCAUCAGGUGUGGGACUGCAAUCCAAGCAGUUGGCCUUCCCGGGGAUGCAGCAAACUUUGCCCUUCGAGGUGAAGGACUUCACAUGGACUUGCCCAUUUCUAAACCUGCAGUUCCUGCACCAGAUCAAUCUAUCCUAGACCGAGCGCCUCCUGAAAAACCAGAUCUCCAACGCAAUAUCACCAGGGGAAGCUCAAUGAGCCAGGAUGACAUGGCGACACUGCAAGCAGCCAUGGAGCUUUCAAUGCAAGCAAAGGAGGAGGACAAGACCGAAGUAGAGGAUGACCUCGCAAUGGCCAUCAAGUUGUCCAUGGACUGCAAGGCAGCGCCGCUUGCUGCUGCUCCAGCCCCGGCAGACGACAAGGCGACGCUGCAAGCUCGUGUGAAGGCACUCUUUGAGCAAUACCGCAGUUCCGGUAUGCCACCCAAUGAGGCAGCGGCCAAAGCGUUAGCCCACGCUCAGACCUUGUCCACAAGCCAUGGUUGAGUGGUUGAAGCAUCUUCAAGCCAUACUGAAGGUCAGCUGUACAAACAGAUAGCCAAGGGCAUAAGAAUAGGCCGUAGCAGGCUGCUGGUACUGUCGGCAUCAAAGAGUUUGAGCAGCAGAA
Durusdinium trenchii is the source of this 3228-nucleotide messenger RNA. The record is from the annotation of a GenBank genome assembly. Lineage: Eukaryota; Dinophyceae; Suessiales; Symbiodiniaceae.